CAACCAGACUCAACCCAAGUUGAACCAACUUACCACUUCUACUUCUGUGAAUCUUCUCACAUGUAUCUUAGCUUCUUACAAGUCUAUGUCUCAGUCAUCAAUGUCGACUAAGAACCAAAGGAAAUUACACGGAGACGCUAUCGGUAUUGCUAAUGGCUGAACGCUUCUGUCAAUUUCAACUGAUUUUGGCAACAGGCCUUGUGAAGUUCUUGUCACGGACUGACCUCCGAGCUCCCAGUGCUCAUACCUUUCCGUCUUCUCAGCCGCGUCUGUCUCUCUCGAGCUCCCAGUGCUCAUACUCUUCCGUCUUCUCAGCCGCGUCUGUCUAUCUUGAGCUCCCAGCGCUCCUGCUCUUCUGCCAUCACGCCGGCACCUGCAAGCUCUCAGUGCUAUCGCACGUCCCGACGUAUCUCUGUCGCAUGUUUCACGCUCAGACUUGUUUCAUGCUCAAACAUGUUCCGCUCGCAAGCAUCACUCGAUUCUCGUCAAGACCUCCAUCGGCAACUGCCAAUAUUCUUUUCAGGGUCUUUGCCAUCGCCCACGUCUAUCUCGUCUGUUCCGUUGCUUUAGGCUGGCAAUGUAUAGAAGGAGCGCUUCUCGCACCUUUGUAGCAUUGUCAGCAACAUCCGUUUACACCCAAUACUACCUUCUGUUUGCAAGUUUCUGUUGCCAAAAUCACACUCAGCCUAAGCUCCCUGUGUCCAUCGAUACGCCCUGUCUCGCCAGGUCGUGAUCGUCACAGUUUGCUGACCAUAUGGUAGGGUUUACCAGAGACACCAUUUCAGACACGUCCAACGUCCCAACCCCGAACAUUUCUU
Messenger RNA from Protomyces lactucae-debilis, 818 nucleotides. RefSeq lists its product as uncharacterized. Bases 153 to 611 code for a protein of 152 amino acids. The record is from RefSeq and is a predicted model, not a curated record. The transcript has a single exon. Lineage: Eukaryota; Fungi; Ascomycota; Taphrinomycetes; Taphrinales; Protomycetaceae.